AUGACUGAUCGUGUUAAGAAGACUAGAAAGUUGCGUGGUCAUGUGUCGCACGGAUAUGGGCGUGUGGGGAAGCAUAGAAAGCAUUCUGGAGGCCGAGGGCUGGCAGGAGGAUUCAGCCAUAUGAAGACCUUUUUCACAAGAUUCCACCCUGACUACCAUGGAAAGAGGGGGAUGCGGGUCUACCACAGGAAGGAGAACUCGGACUAUGCACGGCCGAUCAGCUCUGCAAGGCUGUGGGGGAUGAUUCCAAAAGAGCAGAGGUACGACUUCCUGGACAACCCUGAGAAGGUGCCUGUGAUUGAUGUCCGGGAGUUUGGGUAUCAUGUUGUGGUUGGAGGAAAGCUGUCUCUGGAGAGGCCGAUUGUCGUCAAGGCCAGGUACUUCACACCGUCAGCAAAGGAAGAGAUCACAAAGGUUGGAGGGAAGUGGAUAAUUACUUAUUAA
Molecule: messenger RNA, 444 nt
Organism: Encephalitozoon cuniculi GB-M1
Lineage: Eukaryota; Fungi; Microsporidia; Unikaryonidae
Product: ribosomal 60S subunit protein L28
Exons: 2
Coding region: 1-444 (147 amino acids)
Biological process (GO): translation
Cellular component (GO): cytosolic large ribosomal subunit
Molecular function (GO): structural constituent of ribosome
Source: RefSeq, marked provisional